CCGUAGGACUAGCGAAUGGGAUCCGGAAGCAGUGGGUCAGGCAGCCGGACCGGAGCCUACAGGCAGUCACUACUCCUAUCCAAAGCGUGUAUCGUCGGUGCACAGAGAAUCAUCAUGUCGGCUGGACUACUUGCUAAACCUCAGAUGAGAGGCCUUCUGGGUAAACGCCUCCGGUUCCAUAUUAUUGGUGCUUUCGCUGUCUCUCUCGGGGUUGUUGCUUUGUAUAAGUUUGGAGUGGCAGAGCCAAGGAAGAGGGCGUACGCUGACUACUAUAAGAACUUUGAUUCAAUGAAGGAGUAUGAAGCCAUGAGGGAAGCAGGUGUAUUCCAAAGCGUCCGACCAAAAGGCCAAUAGAGUGCAGCCAUUAGCAGGUAAUGAGCCCAGCCCGCUAUCAGUAGGGUUAACUACCAGCAUCGGUGGAUUUAUUUGCAAACGUCAUGUACAAAAUGCAGCACAGAACAUGGUUUUGGGUUUCUGUUAAAUGGGUGUGGUGGGUUUUUGGUCACAUAUUUACUGCAGCUAGUAGCGCUUUCCCUAUAGGCUGUGGCAUUGGCAAGGGAAGCGCGGUUAGUGUGAGUACAGCUUGUAUAGGCUAGUGCCUGCGGCUGGUUACACUGUGUAUGAGCCUCCGAUACCAACAAUUUUAAUAAAUAUAUGUAGGUGUUCCUUUCCCCAUAUUAGAUUCGGUUUCUCAUCUUAUCAUAAAUGCACCAGGGCUCCUAGUCCCAAAACAUCCAUUUAAUUGCACUGUCUGCGCUUGCCCUUUAUCUCUUCCCUUUCCCUUACAGGAGGAGGAUGCAGAAUUUGCUUCGGAAUAUUCCUAAAUGGACACUUUGCUGGACAUACUGAAUGCCUCUACGAUGUUUUACUAUUCUGUGUAAAUGUGCUUAAAUAUACAUAUGAAAAACA
Molecule: messenger RNA, 909 nt
Organism: Xenopus tropicalis (tropical clawed frog)
Lineage: Eukaryota; Metazoa; Chordata; Amphibia; Anura; Pipidae
Gene: cox6c
Product: cytochrome c oxidase subunit VIc
Exons: 3
Coding region: 16-354 (112 amino acids)
Biological process (GO): oxidative phosphorylation; mitochondrial electron transport, cytochrome c to oxygen
Cellular component (GO): mitochondrial inner membrane; respiratory chain complex IV
Source: RefSeq, a predicted model, not a curated record